Messenger RNA from Botrytis sinoallii, 4962 nucleotides. RefSeq lists its product as uncharacterized. Bases 1 to 4962 code for a protein of 1653 amino acids. Lineage: Eukaryota; Fungi; Ascomycota; Leotiomycetes; Helotiales; Sclerotiniaceae. The transcript is spliced from 3 exons. The record is from RefSeq and is a predicted model, not a curated record.
AUGGUUUUGAACCCGGACGAACAGGAGAGCCAAAUCGUUGUUCCGCCCCAUUCACCUCCCUCUGAGCAAGAUUACCUUGACGAUGCAUUUCUUGGCGGUACCGAUUGGUAUCACGAUUCAAAUAUAAAUGAAGAACAAGACCUUGACGCUGAUGAUGUACAAAUGAUUGACGUUGGCUCCGAAUCGGAUGAAAUGGUCUUGAAUACACAAUUGAUGCCCCAGCAAUACCCUUCUCACCAUUCUCAGCAAGAUAGCAACAAUUCUUUGGUUGAGGAAACUCAAUUUGCAGACAUUGAAAAAGAUACCCAAGCAAUUCGGAAUGAUGAAGAGUCUGAUCAAAUAGACACUCAAAAUGCCAGUUUUGGUUCUCGGUCGUUGAUUGAAGAGACUCAAUUUGCAGGCAUUGAGAUAGAUACUCAGGCUAUUGAAGAUACUACUCAAUUCGAUAACACAUUUCCAUCAUUCCAAAAGCCGCAUGUCUCGGAGAAUGACGGAUCAUCCAUCAAUGUCGCCCGCCAAACCAAUAUGCCACCAGCCAUAAUGUUUUCGAGGCCAGUAGAGCCAGAAGAAGCUCCUUUUAAAUUUCACCCUGGACCAAGGAAUUAUGGAUCGACAGUCCAGAAUGCAUCUGCACCGAAAGUUGUAGCUCAAAUAACACAGAAAUCCCCCAAAGAAUUGGCGAAAGUUACUCCCAACCCCGAGCUUCACGGCGAACCUUCGACAAACCUGGUGAAUGAUACGCAGAAGUUAUCCACUGGUGACCAUCAUGCUUCUGCAACUCAUCCUGUCCCCGAUAUUCGCGUCCUUGCAUCUGUUAGGCAGAUUCGGGAGAGAGAAGUAAUCCCUGUUGGUGAAGUUAUGCCAUUGAGCCAACAGCCAUUUGAUACUCACAACAUACCUCUAAUUACUUCAGCUCAACAUCCGAAAAGCGUCCCUCUACCAGUUUCUAAGGCUUCGAAACACCACCAAAAUUCCAAUGUUCUUACCGCUCCAUCCGACAGGCCAGCUCCGGAGCAGAUACCACCCCCUCUCAUUCAAAACACGGCAAUUAAGGAGAGUUUUCCCGGUACUUGCAACAUACCUCUACAAAACUUGGGUUAUCCUCCGAGAGGUGUCUCUUCAGUUUUGCGUAACAAUGUUCAACAUCAUCAAAUCCCCGAUAGUGAUCCUGUUUCGUUAGUCAAGGCCUGCGGUCCUAAGCAAGCUGCACGACCCAUUGUUCAGAACCACUCAGCCAUCCAUCCUCCUAUCCAAAAGCCCGCCAAGCGCAUGGCAAACCUGCCACUUCAGACGGAAGGAAAUAUCUCAAUUCCAAAUAAUAUCACUCCGCAGUCUGCAAGUCACAAUGAAGUCGCCUCUUUCAGUAAAUCGAACAAUAUUCCGAUGCUGAAAGCUUCUCACAGUGAACAAUCUAAGCUGGUUGGGUUACCUCCACCUCAACAAAAUGCUGCUACGCCAACCAAUUAUGCGGAUCGUCCCCGGCUAAGACAAAAGUCUUCAAAUCAAAUGAAUCGUCUCGCCGUGAGCAAAAUCAACGUUUACGGUAACUUAGUCAAGAAAUGUCCAUUCCCAGAAGCUUUCGCGGACGAACCAAAAUUGCAAGCACAGCGAGAAAAGCCAAGCAAACCUCCAGUACCAGUACCACAACCCCAGCAUUCAGAACCUCGGUCUGCUGAGAAAGAGCUAUCAAAGCAGAUUCAAGCAUCCCUGGGAUCAGAACCCCAGAGAUCACGUACCAACGACAAACUUGUCCAACGAGGAUCAAUGAACCAGUCAGUGAAGAAUGCUGAUCCUCUUGCACACUCUCAAAUUCAAGUCUCGGAUGGCAAAACGGAAGAUUCCACGGCGAAUUCUGUAGAAUAUGAGGAUAAUCCACAAGUAGAAGAUUCUGCUGAUGAAUUUAAUCAAUCGAUUCCGAAUCCCACAUUCCAGCCAGGCCAUCGUGAACCUUCGCGAACUGUAUCUCAAGCAAACAUAUCCCGAACCCAGACACCUCGACUUCAAACAACUCCACGAACUCAGGGUGAACAUGAGGCUCAGCGAAAAGUCGUUAAUAGACCAAUUAAACCCCAUGACCUUGAACCUCAAGGAAUAUCUGAGGUAACAUUGAGUCAUAUUAGUGCUUCCAAAGUCACCAAAUUAGCAGCUGUGCAUUCUCAAGAUGAAAACAGUAAAACCGGAGAUCACGUCAGUAGCUGCCAAAGGAGAUCUUCCCUAGAUUUCGGUGCUCUUCAUAAUGUUAUCGCUGAGUGCCAGAAACAACAAGUCGUUAUCAAAGAUCAAGAGAAUCAGAUUGCAAUUCUGAAUAAUCAGUUGCAAGUUGCAAAUAUAAUCAACGAACAAUUGGAGGAAAGCAAAGAUAAAUUGUCAAAGAGAGUUGAGAGAUUGAAUGUUUUAUCCAAUGACUACAAACUACACAUGAAUGAUGUUGUCGUUUGCCAUCAGACUCUUAGACGAGAAUCAAAGGAGAUGAAGGCAUCGAUGGAAAAGUUCAAAGCAUCAAAGAUUCAAGAGAUUAUGGAGAUUGAUGCUCGAAUGAAGAAAAUGAGAUGUUUAUUAGAGGAAAUCAAGCAGGCUCGAGAACUUCAUUGUGAGAAUGAACGCCUCAAGGCUGAUUAUAACUUAAAGUUGAAGGAACUAAAAAAAUUACGUCAUGACAUGGAGCAACUUCAAAAUCAACCCAAUGGCGACGUGGAUCGCCACAAAGAAGUCAUGGAAAUUCUCAAAAAACCACCAGUCGACACCCUCGGAGAACUCACAAAAGAAGACGGGAUUCUCAAAAAGCUUUUGAAUUCUGCCGAAUGUGUCAAUGGAAAGAUUGACGAAAUAUCAAAAACAUUCACCAAUUCUUUCAACCAAACAUUGGAGUGGCCACAAACUCUGACGAAUAUUCUCGAAGAAUUCUAUUCUAGAAUUGAAACGAAAUUAGAUGAUAACGGUAGCAAGGAUACUACUUUCCAGGAGUCUACUGUCAAGCUCUUUGAUGACCUUAAGGAACGUCUCAUCCAAAUCAGCGGUGAUAUGGAUGAAAAAGCCAAGCUUAGUGAGCAGAUCAAUAUGCUCCGAGAGAGCAACGCCAAAUCGGAGGCGAAUCUGAAAUCAAAAGAAGCGGACUUGGAGAAAAAUGUCGCCCGAAUGGAUGAAUUAACUCGAGAGUUGGCAGGUGUUCAUUCAGAGUUAAUGGGGAAAACCCAACAACUCGCAAUCUCACUUGCUCAACCGAGAGAAGACCCCGAAUUGAAGAGAAAGGUCGACGAAUUGACCACUGAGACUUCUAGACUGGAAGGCCUUCUUACCGCUGCCAACCAUGAAAAGCUUCAAGCCGAGAAAGAUAUCCAAACUCACCAAACGACAAUUACCACCACUCAAAAACGGUUACACGAUACAGAGGAAAAGUUUCGAGAUGUCGAGUCUGCCAUGAAGGCAUUAGAAAUAGAGAAUCAAAAGUUUCAAAUGAAUUGCAGAUCAACCACAGAAAGAGUUCGACAGGAGACUACACAGCUUGCCCUUUCUCAAAGAAAGGAGUUACUCGCCCAACAUGACUCCUUAGUGAAUGACCUCAAACAUAAACAAGCAGAAACUGAGGAGAGACUCAAAACCGCAAUCGAGAAGUCAAAGGCAUUCAAGGAGACGAUUGAUAAGCAUACAAAAACCAUCAGCGAGCGUGAGUCAAAGAUAGCUGCAUACAAAGACCAGUUAUUACAGCAGAAGCUUCAGCUUCAAAGCUUAGAGGAAAGCUCCAUAUCUCCUGAUCAAUUUCAGAAAUUCAAACAAGAACACAAACAAGAGAUAUUCUCAAUUCGCAAAGAGCAAGCAAGUCAAAAUGCAUCAUCACAAGCUUGUCGAGAGGAAAUUCUUAGAAUUAAAGAUGAACUUGAAGGCGCUCAUAGAAGACUCCGUGGAAUCACUGAAGAAAAUGGGCAUCUGAUGAAGGAUAAUGAUCGUUUACGAAAGCGUUUGGAGGACAUGAAUGCGAUGACUGAAAGUACUAAAAAUUUGAUUGGCAAUUCUCAUCGUUUUGAUGAGAUUCAACCAACAUCGCGCAACGAUAAUCGAUCGUCUUCACGCAGACCUGCUGAGCGGCGAUCUAGCAAUUUCCAUUAUCAACCACUUGAAAACGGCAUGGGAGAAAAUCAACAUAGAGUCCGUGAAUUCCCGACUGAAGAAGUAAACAAAAAAUAUUCACGAACUUUAUCGUCUUCGCAAACAUAUGGUGACAACAGUAGCGGAAUUCAGACUCCAAUUAAACCAUUUUCUACUAUUGUUACUCUCGCAACAAGCCCUUUGACUGAUUUGGAGGAUGUUAUGCCAAUGGUUCAAUCUGCACAUAGCCGAGAGGAGUUACAGCGAGUAUACAACAAAAAUCGUCAGGUAUCGAAUGAUAAGAUUGCACAGAUGGAGAGUCGAUCCAAGUACUAUCCUUAUGAAGAAGAACACCUUGGUACCCCAAAAUCUAAAAUUAACGAAGUCAUGCUUACUCUCGAAGGGGAAUUUGUCGAUACACCAACUCAAGCGUCCAGGACCAUUCUUUCAGUUGCAGAAGAAUCUGUUCAACGCCGAACGAACAAGCCACUUAAAUCCGCUUUGAAGAAAGGUGACUACCAGGACUAUUCUAUUCCUCACGAUGCUUCACAAGAUCAAGUUCAUAACCAAGACGAGAGAGUUUUCAAAAAGCCGGCACUAAGAAACAAUCACGGUUCCAGUAUCGGACUUCAAGCGACCCGUGGGACUGGUACAGGCAGCUACAAUCGUAUUGCGAGUGGAGAACCAAAAGUUGCAAGCUCAAGGGCACCAGAACCUCGAUAUGAGCCAACACCCGAGAUCAAGCGAAACGCAAUGAAGAGAGCAAGAUCAAAUUCAUCCCUUCAUACUCAGGAUUUACAACCCACCAAACCUGCGAAAGCCCCAAGAAUCAAUCGCCGCCCGCCAAUAAACAAGACAAUUAUUCCAGACUCUCAGUGA